AUGAGUACUACUGUACCACGACUUACAAAAUUCGCGCAAGACAAUAGUAGAACAACAACGUGGUGGUUGAGUUAUUAUCCACCCCGUCUUUUGACCCUAUUUCUUCUAGGCUCUCUCACGUCUUUUGUAAUUGACCAUUUGCUUACUCAGAAUCAUAUUACAGAGUAUCCAAAUGACAUUGCAAAGUUGAUUGACACCGCCGCUUGGAUUCCUCCCACUUGCGGGUUAUCCGCAAUUUUAGUAGGUUCUAUGUUUCCUUUAGCUGAUUAUUGGUUUAUGCGCAAACCGCAAGAAUUUCAAAAAGAAUGGA
Messenger RNA from Racocetra fulgida, 310 nucleotides. Lineage: Eukaryota; Fungi; Glomeromycota; Glomeromycetes; Diversisporales; Gigasporaceae. The record is from the annotation of a GenBank genome assembly.